Molecule: messenger RNA, 1234 nt
Organism: Mangifera indica (mango)
Lineage: Eukaryota; Viridiplantae; Streptophyta; Magnoliopsida; Sapindales; Anacardiaceae
Product: disease resistance protein RPP2B-like
Exons: 2
Coding region: 139-1065 (308 amino acids)
Biological process (GO): defense response
Source: RefSeq, a predicted model, not a curated record
UUAGAAAGAAGUCCUCCUAAGGAUAUCCAAGAUGUGUUGAAAAUAAGCUUUGAUGAAUUAGAUUAUGAAGAGAAGGAAUUAUUCUUAGAUAUUGCAUGCAUCUUUAAGGGGGAGAAUAUAAAUCUUGUAAUAAGUGUUAUGGAUUCUUGUGGCUGCUCCACAGAGAUUGGGUUAAGUGUUCUCAUUGAUAAGUCCCUUGUUAUUGUAUCAAAUUAUAAGAUAACAAUGCAUGAUUUACUUGAAGAAAUGAGUAAAGAAAUUGUUCGACAAGAAUCUAUUGAAAAUCUUGGUAAACGCAGUCGUUUAUUUCACCAUAAAGAUAUAUAUCAUGUUUUGACAAGAAAUAAGGGGACUGAAGCAAUUAAAGGCAUACAUUUAGAUGUGUCUCAAGUAGGAGAAAUACACUUAACUCCUUAUGCUUUUUCAAAGAUGCCAAACCUAAAAUAUCUCAAAGUCUAUAGCUUGCACAGUGGAGAAGAUUUUAAUAAGUUGUAUGGAUUUCAAGAUGUGGAAUCUGUGUUCGCUAAGCUAAAGUACCUCUUUUGGCCUAGAUAUGCAUGGUCAACAUUGCCUUCUAAAUCUCAGUCAUUUGGUUACAUACACGAUCCAAAUUGUUAUAUAUGUUUUCCUGGAAGUUCAAUUCCAGAUUGGUUUACCUUCCAAAGUAAAGGAUCAUUUAUAGAGCUGCUACCGGGUUGUUUGAAUGAUGACCUAGUGGGUUUACUUUUCUGCAUUGUUAUAUCACCCCGAGACCAUCAUGAUGAGGUGAAAGACUUCAAUGUUAAAUAUGAGUUACAUCUAAAAUCAGAUGGUGGGCAAUAUGCGAAAAAGGCGGAGGGCUCUUGGUCCGUUUUGGCAACUCUAGACUCAGACCACAUAUUCUUGGGUUACAAAGCUUUUUGGUCCGCUCAAUUCUGUUCCAAUAGUGAAGUUUUGUUUCAAUUCUAUAUUGAAGAUUGGGAAGGUAGACCACUUGAAUGUUACAAGGUGAAUGAGUGCGGCGUCCUGUUCUACCCUGAAGCUAGUGACGCAUCACACGCCAAAAGACAAAAGUUGGCCUGGUGAGAUGUUUUCAGCUGCUUGAUUUGUAGGAAUACCCUCUCUUGAAUAUUCAACUAAAUAAAUGUAUAUAAAUAAUGAUACGACAUUAUCAUCUAAUUAGAAAGUAAUAAAACAAAUACAAACAAAUUGUAAAAACUUAUAUAUAUAAUUUGAUAUAGUAUCAUUUGUAAUA